Epinephelus moara (kelp grouper) is the source of this 2838-nucleotide messenger RNA. It is a transcript of the gene bcl2b, whose product is annotated as BCL2 apoptosis regulator b. Gene Ontology annotation, molecular function: protein heterodimerization activity; protein homodimerization activity. NCBI's taxonomy places the organism in Eukaryota, Metazoa, Chordata, Actinopteri, Perciformes, Serranidae. The record is from RefSeq and is a predicted model, not a curated record. The coding region runs from base 563 to 1249 and encodes 228 amino acids. Gene Ontology annotation, biological process: extrinsic apoptotic signaling pathway in absence of ligand; intrinsic apoptotic signaling pathway in response to DNA damage; negative regulation of intrinsic apoptotic signaling pathway. Gene Ontology annotation, cellular component: mitochondrial outer membrane. The transcript has 2 exons.
AGCAGCACUGGCGGUGGGCAGGGAGCUGCUGAGGAGGAUAUGAGGAGCAAUCGUGGAAGAGGACUCAGUCCGACCUUGUCUGGCUCACAGUCCCGCGCCUGGUUGUGCGUAAACGCUGCUAAAAUAGUUGGCGGCGUCUGAAGCCCCUUCAGGCGCGUACAACUUUGGCCCUCAUUCAUGAUUUUAUUCGCACGUCUGGGUGAUGUGCACAGGAAUAGAUCAACACUACUCCAACCUCUUCCGCAUAUUGGAUUUCAAUGCAAAGAGAAGGUCGCCAACGUCCCUCUGAGGAUUCGGGAAAUGAAGACUGCUGCUGACACGGACUCAGUAUUUUUGGACUUUUGAAACGUUUUUCUGUACGCAGUUUUGAUUGAGGGGUUUUCUUCAACUCGCGAAGCAUUUGCUCCCUGUGUGGGAUUACUCGUUGCAUUGCUUGUAUUCGAUUACAGUCGAGUUUUGGAUGAGCCCGUGCUGUGCAUUGAGCAGCGCACAAAUUCGAUCAUAAUGUAUUUAAUUUAGGACAGCCUCUGUUUAAAUACAGUAAGUGCCAAAUUAAGCCGGGAUGGCGAACGAGUGUAAUCGCAACAUUGUGGAAAAGUAUAUCUGCCAUAAACUCUCCAAACGCGGCUACGUGUUUGGGUUUGAUGAUGUCCGGGAUGAAGAUGCUGCUAAUAAUGGGUCGAUAGUUGUCCCUCCGCCGACUUUGGUGCGCCGGUGCCGUGAAGCCAGCACCGGGCCUGACAGCGAGAGCAUCCCCCACCUCUGCAAACGGCACCCCCAGUCCGACCCGUCCGCCGCCAUCCACAGAGUCCUCCGCGAGGCUGGGGACGAACUUGAAAGACUGUACCAGCCGGACUUCACGGAGAUGUCGCGCCAGCUGUAUCUCACCUCCACCACGGCGCAGCGGAGAUUCGCCGAGGUGAUAGACGAACUGUUCCGGGACGGGGUGAACUGGGGCCGGAUUAUCGCUUUCUUCGAGUUCGGGGGCACGGUGUGCGUGGAGUGCGCCGGCAAGGAGGAGAUGACCUCGCAGGUGGACAACAUCGCGGAGUGGAUGACGGAGUAUUUAAAUGGACCUCUGAACAGCUGGAUACAAGAUAACGGGGGAUGGGAUGCCUUUGUGGAGCUGUAUGACAGACAGAGGGACACCCUCUUCAGUUGCUCCUGGCCCUCCAUCAAGACGGUCUUCGGUCUGGCUGCACUCGGGGCAGCGAGCCUCACCAUUGGAGCGUACCUUACACAGAAGUGAACGAACCCUCUUUCUACCAGCUUGACUUUAUUCCUCAUCCUUCUCCUCGUGCCUCUUCUUUUUUUUUUUUUUUCCUUUUCAUAGACGCCCCUGACCCCUCAGAGACAACCUUUAGACUCUUCCGAAUCUGGCUCUCUUCAAAGCCCUCUCUCAGAAAGCUCCCUCUUCCUUGCCCCUCCAUGUCAAAACAGACACGAAUCAAAACAACUGAAGCAACCAGAUGCACAGCCCAUACAGAGCAAAGGACGUCUUGAAAGGAGGCAGCUUAGAUGUAAUCACACUAAGCUGAGUGCAGCUGAGGAGUGAGGAGGUGGCAUCAGUGGCAUGCAUCUUUUAUUUUUUGUUCUGCCUGCUUCUGUACUAGUUAUAGCAUGAAUGUUGAGUGUUAGUGUAGACGUUGCAUGUGUCAGAGCUCAUGCGGGACCUCUGUUUGGAGGCCUUGAUGAUGGGGGUGCAGGGACAAUGAUGCCCCACACCGGAGCGGCCGCAGCCCCGCCCCUGCUUGUUAGGGUGAAGAACCCCGUUUGAACUAUGGACUCUGGUUACCCCCCCUUCCCCUGCAGCCGUCCUUCAAAGGACUUCCUCCACAGAACAGCUGCUCAGAAUGUAUAAUGGAAACAGCUUGCUACAACCAACGCUCCUCAGACAGCUCCAGUGAACUCUGAACACACUGCACCAUUAUACUUCCCCCGGCCUUCGAUAUGUAAAGGAAGGACCAGUGGAAGACUGAGCUCUGCUCAUCUCUCUUUAGCAGAGCUCCUUGAUUUUUAUGUUGGUUUUAAUUUUUUGCAGCACGCCAAACUCCAAAUUGUGUGGAUUUACUGCAGAUACGGAGGCGAACGAAAAUUUUCAAUGAGUGAAAAACACGCUGAAGACGCCUGAUGUUGCAUAGAAAUCACGUUGAUUAACAUGCUUCGAAAAAUGUCGACCACAGCACAAUAGAGCAAGGUAGAAGUAAAAUAAGCAUUGCAUUUUGCAUCUUAAGAAGGGAGUGAGGCCCCUGCGACACAAAGAUUUUAAGAGUGCAUUCCUCGAGCAAAGUGAUGUGAACAAGACCACCCCUCGGCUUAAAUGACUCCCCUCUAAAAGAAACAUCAUUGUUCACACCGAGCAGCUCUGAAACUCACCUUUUCUAUUUUCUACCAGCUUUCUUACUCCACUUGUGGUCAGAUUGUUUGGGCUCGCCCAGGUCUGAGAGCUGACCCUGUCAACAUGUGUCCACCAGCUGCUGAGGCCCCACAGCGACCCGGUACUGCUAGAAUCCACUCCGACAAAGACGCUUGUUGAAUGAGAAAACCUCACUUGGCUACAGAUGACUGAGUGGAAUACCGCAGCAGCAGGGUUCAAGCUCAGGACUAAAGCCAGCGUGUCCCGUAUGCUGGAACCUGAGAUGUCCCCUCUCUCCAGCCUGCAAAUGCAUUCAGUCAUUGAUUUGUUUUAUUGAUGUUUGUCUUGUGUUACAGUCUGAUAGAAGAUUUGCUCACAAAAGCUCCAAAACAUUUUAUUGUACACAGUACUUAGCAAGUCGGUUAUAGAAUAUAAGUGAUUUUUUUCCUUUCCUCUGUCAUUAAAAAUCUUCUUUGUUGCAU